UGCACAGAAACCCAGAAACCAUGAUCGUCACACAUGGCUGUGAUGAGCUGUGAUGGGGGAGAUUGGUGGCCGAAGCGGACCACAGGAGAGAUGAACUCUACAGAAAGGCCUCCACGGUACAACUAGAUCACCAUGGAGUUGCGGCUACACAGUCCUGCCGGCGCUGAACCGGCAGUGUACCACUGGCCGCUCUCGACAUCGGACAAACACGAUGGAGCGAUUGAGAUUGUGGAAACGAUUCGGUGGGUAUGUGAAGAUUUUCCAGAGCUCAAACUGGCGAUGGAAAAUCAUGUCCUUCACGACUACGACACUAAAAGUUAUGAAAGCAUGAAGACCUUGUGUGACAAAUACAAUCGUGCUAUUGACAGUGUGCUGCAGUUGUGGAAAGGUACAUCACGACCGGUACGCCUGCACACUCAACCGUCCACUGCGUUGCUGCGGCACAUCCUGCAGCAGGUCUACAACACUGCUGUCACUGACCCCGAACGUUUGAACUCCUACGAGCCUUUCUCUCCAGAAGUAUAUGGAGAAACCUCGUUUGAGUUUGUGGCGCAGAUGAUUAGUGAGCUGGAGUUCACCUCGGAAGAUGUGUUCAUCGACCUCGGCAGUGGAGUAGGUCAGGUAGUGCUGCAAGUUGCUGCAUCAACACCAUGCAAGAUGUGUGUUGGGAUUGAGAAGUCUGAUGUCCCAUCAACAUAUGCACAGACGAUGGACAGCAACUUUCGUUUCUGGAUGCGUUGGUACGGCAAGGUGCAUGGAGAAUACAAGUUGAUCCGGGGAGACUUUCUCAACGAGGCUCACCGGGACAUGGUUAUGAGCUCGUCAAUUAUUUUUGUGAACAACUUUGCCUUUGGACCACGUGUGGACCACAUGUUGAAGGAAAAGUUUGCAGAAAUGAAGGAUGGGUCGAGGAUCGUGUCAUCGAAAGCCUUCUGUCCUCUGAACUUUCGCAUCACAGACAGGAACCUCAGUGACAUUGGUACAAUCAUGCAUGUGAAGGAGAUUCAACCGCUUAAAGGGUCUGUGUCAUGGACAGGGAAGCCAGUAUCCUACUACCUGCAUGUCAUUGACAGAGCAAAGCUUGAGCAGUAUUUUCAGCGACUCAAGAAUCCUAAGCAGAGGGAGGACGACUCGGCCAGCAAUUCGUCUCGUAGCCGCAGCGUGCGUAGUCACGCUGGUAACGGCAACCACAGUAGCGGAGGCAGCUGUAACGGGAACGGCUCGCUCAGUCACGAUUCCUCAUCUAACGAUUCUAAAGACGGGGACGACGCCCCCGUGCUGGGUCCCACAACACGCCGGGCCUGGUCUGAUUGGUGCAACAACAAGGUGCCACCGUCCAAAUCUGGUGGAGCCUCUAGUGGUGGUUGCAGCGGCCAUGAGAGCAACGAGGAAAAUGAGCCAGUGAAGCGCCGACCCAAGGCACCGAGACGCACAGCACGACGACCGAAGCAGAGGAUACCGGAUAACUUUUCGGCCCCCGACCCUCGCAGGGGUCCAGGACGACCCAAGAAGUCUCCAGUACGCCACAACAAGGGGCGCAAGCCCAUCAAACCCAUCAACGGCCUCGAUUUACUGCAUGCCCAGACUGUUCUCAGCACCUCAAGUGCGACUGCAGCCUUACAUACAGAACCUGCACCAGGCUGCGUCGACCAAAAGUUGGGUGGAUUGGCUGCUGAAGAAGGCGUGCCAUCCAUCGACAUGGCAGUGGUGAAGACUGAGCCCCGUCCCCUGGUUGAGAAUGAAGGGGCAGAGCUUCCGGCACCCCCUCCUCCGCCCCCAUUGCCCGAGCCCCCAGAACUGAAGGCCCUCCUGAACGAGUUCCGAGCGCAGUACAUGGCGCUGCUCAACCACAUGCGCACUGAACGCUACAAGGAUCAAAUCAGAGAGCAGAUUGCGCGAGAGAAGGAGCGUAAUGAACGGCUUGUGAUGAAAGCAGCCCAGCUGGAGAAGCAAAUCAAGCUGUUGAUUGAUGACAGUGUCGUUCUGCUCAAAGCACGCCUCAGCGAAUUGGAUGUUCAAGAGGCAACUCCCUCCGAUCUUCUGACAAAGGUGAUGUCUCAUCAUUGCAUGCAGGCAAAAGAAAUUGUGUUGCGCCAUCGCGAGCUUCAGGCAAAAGCGGCAACACUGGAGCGCGAGGUGAACGACCUGGAAGAGCAGCAGCAACAGUUGCUUCAGCAGCAGCAGCAACAGAACUCCAUGGAGAAGGGUCUUCACGCAGCCCUCAACGGGUUUGUCGAGGGCCUGGACCCAUCGCGGCUCACACACGAGCACAUCCUGCGCGAGAUCACGUCGACGCUUUCCCAACGUCGGAAGCUCCACUCCAAAGUUCACAAGUUGGAAGGGGAAGUGCACGCCCUGGAACGUACCCUAGUCACCACACCACCAGGCAACUCCCGGACCUGUCGUACCCCACCAGGGGGUGCACCGGAGCCGCCUUCUCUCCUACCAGCAUUCCCAACUCCUCCACGGGAUGGGUGCUGGGGUGAAAGAGGAAUGACGCCUCCGAGGCUGGCUAGCAGCCAUCAAUGCAUCUGCUGGCCUAAGGCAUCAUUGCAGGCUGAGAAAGAAACAGCAGUGGUGCCGCCAACAUUUCAGAACAACGUUCCUCCACAACUGACACCUCCGGAGGACCCCAAACCAGUCGAAGAAGAUAUCAAACCCGUGAUAAGCAACGACGCCGUACUAAUGUCCUCGCAGCAACCACCUAAGGUUGAGCCUGAAGCGGUCGCCGUACCACCGAGCACGACCUUGAGCACCACGGCCGAGUCCAACUGCUUCUCGAUGGUGUACUCGCCAAUCAGUCCAGGACGAACUCCUCCGAGGAAUGACGUAGCUGCGAUUUCUCCGGCAGCACCCAGGGAAGGAGGCCCCGCGUCGUUUCCAACAUUGGACUCUCCGUCUGUGGGUGUGGUAGCGCCGGAGCAAAGUGGAGUAAAAGAGGACCAGACAACGAGUUUGUGCCAACCGGCAGAAGAGAAGGAAGGCAAGGGUUCGCGCUCAAAGAGCUCGCCGUCCAAGUCGAAGCACAGGAAGUCGCCCAGGAAGAGGGAAGCAUCGCCUGCUGAGGCUUUGCCGUCCAAGACUGGCAAAGUGGAGUACCAAGUACCAAAAAAGAAAGGCGCUGAUAUGCCAGAGCCAAAGCCCUCCAAUGGUCUAAUCCUAAACCUGGGCAGUUUGCUGGCGUCGCGCGGCGGGGGUAGCGGCUACAGCCCCAAGCGUUCCGAGGACAGGGCGGCGCGCAAGCUACGCCGCAAGCACGGAGGAUCCCCGACUGUAACGCGCGAUGCACCUCCACCUCAGCAGCAGCCAGCGGCACCGGCAAAAGGAGACAAGACCCUCUGCAUCCGCAUGAAGUCCGACACGGGCGCCAGCGUUGAAGAGAAAUUCACUAUCCGUGCCGAGUCCCUCUCGCGGAAACCCGAAGGAAGCAGUUCAUCGCACGGACGGCACCACUGGCAGGCGCGAGUGAGUAGUGGCUUUGAGAAGCUGGUGGCACUGGCAUCUCACCAGGUGGAGCCACCUAAGGAGGAAGCACCUCCCCCAUCGUCAUCGUCAUCCACCUCCUCUUCAUCUUAUUACGACGUGCCUCCUCAGCAGAAGAAAUGGGUUGUGGACCGUGUGCAUCGUAAGGAUCGGGGAGAGAGCGGAACUCAACUGGAGAGUCUGUCGAUUAAGAUAAAAGCGGUCAACACAGGAGCACCCUCACCAGCGCGCAAACGGCACCGCAGUCCUUCCUACUCGUUGAAGAAGAGCAGCACAGGACGAUCCCCUACCCCUCGCCGUAAGGGACCUCGCACUCCCCCAGACACCCCGCCACGGACCCCAUCUGCGUCACCCGAGCGACCUGCAACGCCGCAUACACCCCUAUCACCCUUGCACGGUGACCCCCACAGCCCCAUCAGCAGCGUAGACAGCCCCUUCAGUCGAAGAAGCCCAAGUCGCUCCGUAAGCCCCGUUCCUAGCCUCAGCAGUCCAUCGGAGGAAGGAGGCAUAAUGGCCGAACGGGACGCACACUGUGCUGAGGGACCCUCCAGAACGGACAACACCAUUUAUAACAAACUGGGUCCAGGACUGAAGGAUGUCUCAACAAAAUACAAUGGCCAUCAGCAGAUGGGGAAUCGUGUGCCACUCACGACGGUCAAGACAGAAGAUGCGCCAACCAAUUAUCCGUGCCCAUCAGCUUCUUACACUUCGAAGGACGCUCACCACGCGGGCUUUGCAGCUGUUAUGCCUUCUACAUCUGCAGCAAUGAUGACGACAUCAUCGGGCAGCCUCCCUCCCCCUCCUCUACCUCCUCCAAUGCCGCCUCUUCCUCAGCUUUCCGCAGCGCCCCACCUUCCCCCGCACCCACCUCCACCCCCACCUCCAUCUCCUUCCCCUCACCACAUGCCACCGCCCCUAGUUGCAAACUGUUCCGUUCCACCUCCCAACUUCAACAUGCCGCCCCCACCGACGGCGGCCGUCCCUCCUCCGGCAUUCAACCAGCUCCUCCUGCCAGAUGUAUCGCUUCCGCCCCCUUCCUUAGCUCCUCCUCCUCCUCCUACUCCCAUUGCUCCCAGAGGCUUUGGCGUGCACCCACCAGCUCUGCAGGCUCCUCCUCCGCUCCCAGGGAUGUGCCACCCACCUCCUCAUCAUGGGAACGGAGGGUACGGCGCAGGAGCGGCUAAGGUUGCGCACCCACCUCCGGUGCUUCCCCCACAUCCACCAAUGAACUCUUACGGGAAUCCCUUUCCUAACAACAUGGAGAGUCAGCGACAUUUUGCUCAUCCUGCAAUGAACCACAAGAUGCCACAUUCUGUUCACAACCAACACUUCAUGACUUGACCCUGGCAAAGGGCAUCGCAUGCACAAGUGUAACACUGCCAGAGCUCUCGUCAAACAUGCGCCGCCCUCUUGGCUGGGCUCAAGAGCAGAGUUCAUGUCUCCUGGAAGUACUAACGUUCAAUGGCAUUUACAUUAACGCAGCAUAAAAUUUAGUUGCAGACGCAUCUCGGAACGACAUUUGCAUAAAAGCGGGGCUGUGUGUGAGACGGGAGCCCUCAUUGCUAGAUAAGUUUGUUAGAGAACGUACACUGCCAGCCUAUCCUAAAGAAGUAUGUUUGCUAGUCACAAUGCCAAGAAGCGAUUUGCUGGGUGCGAGAAUUUCAGCAGAACUGAACCCAUCAAUUGUUGUUGCCAAUUGUAUCUGAAGAAAAAAAAAAAGGGAGUCAAUUGAUGAUGCCUCCGCAAGUUUUCUUUACUUUUGUGUGGGCACAAUGCUUUACUACUGUUCAUUAUACACUUUUUGUGCAUUCUUUUAAUCAUCACUGCCACUCGGGGGAUGAGCAUCACGAAUGUGACAAGUAACAUGUAUCUUGAUUGUACAAAGCUUAGGGGAUUGUUUUUUGUUUUUUUUUUUCUUCUUCUUCUUUUCUGGUGUAGUUGUAUUGUUGAGUUGUUUGUUGAACCCCUUUACUACUUCCUCAGUGAGUUUGCACGAUAUCUCAGGUUUUUACACCAUCGCCUGCGAUGGGUACGUCUCUGCUGCUAAUUUAUUUUAAUUUAUUUAGCGGGACUGGUUGAUCAGACACUAUGGAAUAGUUAUUUAUUGAUGAGGCACUAAAAAUGGGGAAAGAAAAUGCAACAGGGCAAAGAGAUAUAACACUGCCAUUUUUGUGUGUACAUGGUUUUUUUUUUGUUUUGUUUUUUUUUUCCUUCUUAGGAAUACAUGUGAAUGGUCAGAAGAACCUUUCUGUCAAAAAAUUUCAUUUGUUGAGCUCACCAGCAGUAUUGUCGAACGUCACUGUACAUUCGCCAUUUUCACAUCCGCAUGGCGUUGCUUUUCGUAACGAAGACACUUUUUUAUAUACUGAAGACAAAGCACGUGUGUCCAUAUCCUUUAGAUGUGUUAGCGCUGUGCUGUGCUAAUUGCUUGCACUGCGGUUGUUGAUGUGCUUCUUUCUUUCUUUCUUUCUGCAAACAGCAGAUGGACCUCCAUGUGUGUUUGUUGCGUGGGAUAUAUUUAUGAAUGUGUUGCUUGUUCCAUGUAAAUUCGUGUUCUGACGGCGGCAUAAUAUCGGUCACACCAAAUUGAAAUAAUUGGUUGGUAUACUUAAGCUUAAGCACGUUAGAUUGGUCUUCAAAUGCAUUGAUUGCAUUGAUGCUGCAUAAUGAAGACACUUAUGUCCGCGUCAAGCUGCGUAUUAACAAACUUUGAAUGGAUGUGACAGGAUUGAAAUUAGACUUGGGGACCUACCAAAAGCAACGAUAAUAGUUAACUUUAUUAAUGCCGAUACCAUUACUGGAAUGGGUCCUUAUUUUACGCCCCGUCAGGACGACGAAUGACGUAGUCCUUCUCGGUUGUUUGGGCCGUGUGCUCAGCUUGUUGUGUUUGACAAAUAUCACAUCUGUACAUAACCACACGUCUCCUCAUGUGCCACAUAAGAGCACGUUUCUUUCAAAAUUUUAACGUUUGUUGACAAGAGUGUGAUGUUGUAGAAAGAUUUAGACAAAUAGGAAAAGGAUGUAUUACUCUUUGUGAGAAGCGGGUUUUAUAAUGGGAACAAUGUCAAUUAUGGGUUGCACAAAGGGCAUUUUGUUAUUGGGCAUAACUAGAAAGGUUUUACAAAGUCCUUUUCUGUAAUAAUCACCCUUUCGAGUUGUUUGUGGUGUGAUGCCCUCCUUUGAUAGACCAUUUCUAACCACUUCUUUUUUUUUUCUAGCACUUUUUAGCAGAAAUUUAGCCGAAGUAAAAGACUUUUUUUCUUUCUUUCAUCCUAGGUGUAAUGCUCGGUAUCGUGGAGUAGAAAUUUUUGAGCCCGAAAAGUGGUGUCUUUUACUUUAUGCGGGAAAAUGACAAGUGUGCAUUUGUAAGGUAUGCACUUUACUUCGUUACAUGGUACUUCAUUACAUUGACAUCUCCAAAUCCUCAAUUAUUUCCAGGUGUAGCUCUGAAAUAAUUAAACUAUUUUUAAUGAACACCAUA
Molecule: messenger RNA, 6964 nt
Organism: Ornithodoros turicata
Lineage: Eukaryota; Metazoa; Arthropoda; Arachnida; Ixodida; Argasidae
Gene: gpp
Product: histone-lysine N-methyltransferase, H3 lysine-79 specific-like
Exons: 23
Coding region: 133-4824 (1563 amino acids)
Biological process (GO): regulation of transcription regulatory region DNA binding; DNA damage checkpoint signaling; DNA repair
Cellular component (GO): nucleus
Molecular function (GO): histone H3K79 methyltransferase activity
Source: RefSeq, a predicted model, not a curated record